Spirodela intermedia is the source of this 12217-nucleotide messenger RNA. Lineage: Eukaryota; Viridiplantae; Streptophyta; Magnoliopsida; Alismatales; Araceae. The record is from the annotation of a GenBank genome assembly.
AUGCAGACGGCGACUGGCGAGGUGAAAGGAAAGAUUAUCCGGACUUCGAAUGGCUGAGAGAGAAAGAGAGAGGGAGAGGAAGGGAUAACUAAUCCGAGGCCUCGUCAUGGAUGCGCAGACGUUAUCCGAAGAGAUCAUCGCGGAGAAAUUCCUGGGAGGGGACGCCAUAACAUAAUCAAGGAAAAACCGAGGACGGCAGCGCAGAUGUCGACUCCGGUGAUUGACCCCAGGUCCAUCUGAGUCCCUUACGACGGGAUGACGGCCGGGGGGGUUUCUGAUUGAUGAACACGACAACGAGCAGCAGUGGCUUUCAAACAAAGGCGGCCAUUGAAGAUCUUCUUGAGAUCGAAAGAACAGGUGAGAAGAACGACGGCGGCCAGUAAAAAAUCUCAGCUGUACCUAGCCUAUUCAUCAUCUCCUCAGCUUCUCCAUCCUCUUCACGGCCUCCCUCAGGGUGCCCUCGUCUUUGCAGAAAGUGAACCUCACCAUGCUCUUGCCCUCCUCCGGGUCGAGGUAGAAGACGCUGGUGGGGAUGGCGACGACGCCCACCUCCUGAAUCAGGUACUCGCAGAAGGCCACGUCGCUAUCGAACCCGAAGGGGGUGUGAUCCGCCACCACGAAGUAGGUCCCGCUCGAAGGGUACACCACGAACCCCGCCGCCCGCAGCCCUUCCACUAGGAUCUCCUUCUUAACGGCGUAAUCCCGCCGCAGCUCCUCGUAGUAGCCGUCGGGGGUACUGAGCGCCGCCGCCGCCGCGUGCUGCAUGGGCGUGGAGGUGGCGAAGGUGAGGAAGGCGUGGGCCUGCCGGACCCCCCAGGUGAGAGUCGCCGGAGCAAUGGCCCAGCCGAUCUUCCAGCCAGUGAGGGAGAAGGUCUUGCCGAGGGAGUUCAUCGUCACGGUCCUCUCGAACAUGCCCGGGAGGGACGCCAGCGAGAUGUGCUCCGCUUCGAAGGCCAGCUUGUCGUAGACCUCGUCGCAGAAGGCCAGGGAGUCGUACUCCACGCAGAGGGCGGCGAUCUCCUGCAGCUCCGCCAUGGUGAGCAUCUUCCCGGUGGGAUUGUGGGGCGUGUUGAGGAGGAUGGCCCGGGUCUUCUCCGAGAAGGCGGCCCUGAGCUCGGCGAUCGGCACGGCGAAGUCCGGCGGCCGGAGGGUGAUGGACCUCACGCGGGCCCCCGCCAUGGAUAGAGUGGCCUGGUAGGAGUCGUAGAAGGGGGCGAAGACGAUGAUCUCGUCCCCGAGGUUGACCAGACCGAGCAUGGUGGCGGCGAUGGCCUCGGUGCAGCCGGAGGUAACGGUGACCUCCGUCUCGGGGUCAACGGUGAGGCCGGUGUCCUUCUGGAACCUGGCGGCGAUGGCGGCGUUGAGGGAGGGGACGCCGUAGCCCCUCGCGUACUGGUUCUUCCCUUCUCUGAUGGCCUGGAUGGCCGCCUCCUUGACGAAGUCCGGGCCGUCGAAGUUGGGGAAGCCCUGCCCGAGGUUGAUGGCCCCGUGCUUCAGCGCGAGGGAGCUCAUCUGGGUGAAGAUCGUCGUCUUGAAGUUCUCCAGGCGCUUGGCAAUCUGCAGUCGAGAGAGAGAAUCAAUCAAGAGCAGCCAGCCUACAAUGGCGUCAACAAGCUUUUCUCGCACAAGGAAAAACAGAGGCCAACCGGUUCACUCUAAUUACGUAUCAUAUGCAGUGCUGAUGAUGAUCUCUGGGCGCUGAUGGGUAUUUAAAAAAAAAAAAAUCAAAAAAAAUGGAAAUGAUUCAGGAACAUUCAUAUGAACAAUGAGAAAUUUGUGCCCUGGAACAUUUACGAACUGAGAAAAAUACCUAGAAAGGGGCGAAGCCAGAUGAAUCUCUGUCAUUUCAUAAGCUAUGAAACCAUAUAUAUCAAUCAAUGAGACCCAAAAUUCUUCUUCCCCAUUCAUAGGGGAGGAGAGAUGGGAUCCUUCACAAUUAACAACAUGACCAUCCCGAUCUUCCAUCAUUCUUGACUCAAGCAUGGGAAGAGCCAUUUGCGGGUAGAACUGUUGAAUUACUACAAUAGAACACAGGUGAAGAGGAUCUAAUCCAGAAACUCUGCAAGGGAAGAGCCAUUUUCGUUUAGAACUGUUCAGUUGAUACGAUAGAGGCCAGAAGUCCUCUCAGCACCAGAUAAUCCACUGAGAUUAAUCGUAGACUACCCAUGAUGGUCUGCAAUUUCGUAGAACCACACAUCAAGAAGAAUUUGAUCAUAAGAAAUGGGCAGUUACUGAAGUGUUCAUGGAGAGAGAGAGAGAGAGAGAGAGACAGAGAGAGAGACAGAGAGAGUUUCAUUGGCCUUUGCCUCUCCCUUGCAGGACCUCCGAUGAUGGGAGAGCAAAUGGGAGCGUGACGGAGGGCGAGGAGGAGAUGAAAAUGAAGCUUAAGUGAAGAGAAGAAUUGAGAGGAGAAGAAGACAGAAGUAGAUGAAGAAGAGGAAGAGAUUUGGCCAUUUACAUGUCUAAGUCUUCCUUUACCUCUUUGUUGUGACAAGACCUACUGGGUUUCUCUCAGACCUGCAUGAAAUGGGCAGUUGCCUAAGUAUUCAUGGGUCGAUCCUGUUGCAUCCAAUGAGAAGAGAGAGAGAGAGAGAGAGAGAGAGAGAGAGAGAGAGAGAGAGAGAGAGAGAGAGAGGGAGAGUGUGUGUGUGUGUGUGUGUGUGAGAGAGAGAGAGAGAGAGAGAGAGAGAGAUGGGAGGGUGGGUGACGGAGGGGGAGGAACAGGUGACAAUGAAGAUUAAGAGAUGAGAAGAACUGAGAGAGGAAGAAAACAGAAGAGGGAGAGAUUUGGCCAUUUACAAGUCCGAGUCUGUCUUCACCUCUUUGCUGUGACAAGAUCUACCGCGUUUCUCUCUGAGCUGCAUGAAUGUUAUCCCAAGCCACCAGUUCCAUGGAGAUUCUUGAUCCCCCAGAGAAGAGCCCAGAGAGAUAAUUCUCCAAGAUGACUGGAUUUGGUUCCCUAUGUUGCUCGUUAAUUCUUCUGCACAUGAUGGUAAUUUCCUCAAACGAUGAAGCACAUAAACCAGAGCAGCCAAGUUCAGAACCAUGACGACCAUUUACUCCUGGAGUUUUGGAGUCAUGGUGAUCUUCACUGCUGAAAAGCAGAGAGCCUGGUCGUAUGGCAGGCCCCACAUCAUAGUUCCCCUCGUCUGAGAGAGAAACUGCUCAUACGGAUUACCGCAGAUGAACAUGUUCUUCAUUAUUUUAUCAAGGAAUGGAUUCCAAGGACACUCCAUAGAUUUUUUUUUUUUAUGAGAAACUAUUUCGAUGUGUGAUAGAUACGCGUCCUGAGAUCGAAUCCGCUCACGAAAAUCAUCCGGAAAAACUGAACAGGAAUUAUAACUAUCCAGAAAUUCUCCAGUUAGCAGAGGAACAGGAAUUAGCACCUUGGCGAUCCAUGCAUCGCAGAUCGCAGAAAAAGUCUCAUGAAUGAACAGCCACAAGAUCGGGACGCAGUUGCAUAGGGAUCGAUCUCGGAUCCUAACCUGGGACCGGGGCGACGGAGGCGGUGAGGGCUGGUCAGCGGCAGCAGCUGGGCUCUCGUCCAUGGUCUCUGUGGAUGUGGUAGCCAUGGCCGUCCGGCGAGGGCUUCGACCCGGGUAGGAGGCGGCAGCGGUGGUUGUCCUCCGCCCCGCGCAGGCGAAUCUCGGGAGGGAGUAACCGAAGGAGGAGGGGGGGAGGUGACCAGAGGAACUGGUGGUCCCACAGAAGGGACUCGGCAGCAGCCUCAGCAUCCGGUGGUGGCGAGAGCAGGAGAUGGGCGCGGCGGCGGCGGCGGCGAUCAUAGUCAGUCGACUUGGGGCUGAUUUAACCUCUACUAGGAAACCGUCCCGAAACAGACGAGUCGGAGAGAACCGGCGACCAAAGGAUGAUCUGGGUACGCGUCGCAACUCAGUAACCAGUGCGUACAGGAGGGGGAUGAGGGUAUUUGAGGAUUCCAGGGAUAGCGUUCCGACAGGUGGUGGACUGUGGCUUGUCGUCGUAAAAAGCCUUUCUGCCGUCGUAACCAAGCUCACACGGAACAACUAGAUAUAUCUCAAGGGUACAUUUUUCUCCACCCUUUUCGAAACAAAGAUAUUUUAAUAAGUAAACUGAUGAUCACACCAUACUUAUUGGUUGCACCCACCAAAUUAAAUUUAUAAAAAUAUAGAAAAAAAGUUCUUAGUAAAAAGGUGAGCUUGUUGGACUUUCUGUUGGUUAAGGUUUUAUGAUAAUAUAAUUUAAGAUGAAAGUGAAUUGAAUCUUUUAUACUAUUGCUUCUCAAUUGUUUGACAGAAUAGAUGGAGAUUUAGCCAUAAGAUUUUAUAGUGCUUGGAUAAAAUACAUCUAUUUCACUAUAUAACUAUAAAGAUCUUAAGUUCUAUCAAAUUACAAGUGAAACAUAUUGAACCUUGAUUUUAGCAAACUUCUACUAGACGUCUAAUGUAAUCUUCUUGCAUAGUUGUUUCUACUUCACCACCAUGACAUAAAGGGUUCAAAGCCACUACAUCCCCAAAAUGACAUCUAUAUUGCUCAACUACAAAGAUAAAUAAUCCUUUGUGACUUUUAAUCUUUUCAUUUCCAAGAUUAAUAUUUGGCAAAUUACUCUCUCCUUUGUAGUUAUUUCAUUUCCCAUAAUGUCUAUAUAGUGGAUGGUAUCUUUGAUAGAUUUUUGUGUCUCUGCUUCAACUCUCUUGUUGUCCUAAUUAUUUACCUUGAUCAUAAGUGGUCCUAGCACAUUAUCUCACCUCUUGUGUUGACUAUUCCAGUUUAGUCAUACCUUGUGAGUGUAUUCAACUUGUAUUUUCUUGACUCUUUCACAAUUUUUAAUGUAUUAUUCUUUCUUUAGCUCCACCACUUGUGUAAUUUCAUGAUGUCACUAAUUUCUUUUGACUUGAACAAUGUGACUUUUGUACAAUUUUUUAAUUUUAAUCUUUUUAAGAAAGUGUUAUCAAGGGAUUCUUCUAAGAUGCCAUGUAGUACACUGGAUAGUAUAUCAAGCUUCCUUAUAUGAUCAGCCACCUAUAUUUUCUGGUUUAUAUCUAAGAAUUACCCAUAUUAUUCUAGAUAACUAUGAGCCAAAACAUUUUCCUUAGUCUAGGGUUAAUAUUCUCCCAAUCAUUAAAUAGUUCACAUGUUUGUCCCUCAAAAUCAUAUUAAUACUUCAUCAUCCAUGCUGACAACCAUAGUUUUCAAUUGAUUUUCCCUCUAAUUCUAUAUAUCUCGAAAUAUAUUUUUAUAUGAAAAUUCACCCAUCUAGUAAAGACAAUUCCACUUGUCAUCAUCUCUAGUUGCCCCUAAUUGAGUUCUCAAUUGGAAUAUGUAACUUAGCUUCUUGAGAAUCUUUCACCCUAAGGUCUAGAUUGGGUUGAGGAUGACCCAUUGUCUCUAGCUCUUCCUUAUGCAUACUUGUGAUGGGCUCUUUAGGAGAUAUUAGUGUUGGGAUUUGGCUUACACUAAGAUAAAAGAUAAGGGGUUGAAUUCGUCUAUUCUUAAAUCCCUUUUCAUAGAAUUUACUUCAAUGUAUUAACUUAUUUUCCUUUUGUAAUUUGGCUCAUUGGCUAUGUCCACUAUUCUUGGGUUUCAUUAGAACUGAUCCUCUAUAGAUUUGAAGUGUUUUUUAAAUUUUUGAUGAAGUGGAUGAUGUAUAUUAUCUUGUAGUCAUUGUCCUCUUGUUAGAAUGUUGGCAAUAGACUAAUGGCCCUUUAAGCCUUAAAUAGGAUCCUUCAAUGGUCAUAUAAUCCAUGUGUCAAUGCCUUUAUGUUAUUUGAAUAUUCAUCACAAAGCUCACUAUGUUUUACUUGAAAUUCUUAUUAUAAAAACCCAAUGUAAAGUUGGAGGUAGUUCAAAUAUAAAAUAUAAUUAUUAUGCCGAUAAUGAUAUCUAUAAAAAAAUCUCAUAAAAAAAUCUUCUCAGAUUUCUAUGAUUUUUUAAUGACCAUUUUCUAUAAAAUAAGAUUAAUUUAAAUAAUUGAGAAAGUAGCACGACAUAUCCUUAAGUCACUUUAGAUAUCCUCAAGAUAAAUAAUAUGUGAUUCUUUUAUUACUUAUUAUUUAUAUUUAAAUAAUCUCAUUUCACAUUGAUCAAUUACAAAUCUUAUGUAAUAAGAAGAAUAGAGUUAGAAAAGAUUUGAUAUCAUUAAAACAAACUUGAUAGUAUAUAUUUAAAUAGGAUAAUGAUUUAGCAUUCAAAUUUUAUUUGAAUCACCUCAAAUAAAAUAUACUCUUUAAUAUCUAGAAAUUUUUAUUCAGCUAACUCAGCAAUAUAAAUUUAAUUGAUUAAAAUAAUAUGAAACACACUUAAAAGUAAUGAUAUAAUAUCACAAGAGCACAAUAGAUUAGGUAAGUUUUCAUACUCAUAUUUUACUUGUUAUCUCAUUGAUUAUGAUUUAAUUGUCACUACUUUUUAUUGUGACAUAUUUUAUAAAUAUUGAUAUUUUUCACAGCAAUAUACAAUAUGAUAAUUUUGCAUGAUGAUAUCGAUCAUAUAUAUGAGUUCAUAAUUACUAAUCAAGAGUAUGUUCAAUGAUUUCUUAUAUGAGUUAUUAUCAUUAUAAUUCCUAAUUAUACUCAAGCAUUUGCAUAUAAUGUAUACUUUGAACUAAGCAAAAGUUUUUUUUGUCAAGAUCAAAACACAAUGCAUACAAUACUCCAACAAUUUGAUAAUCUUCACACCUCAUAAGGGUUGUUAGAUUGCCCCCUUGUUGCAAUAGUUGGGGCACCAUCUAAGCAAGCUUCUUCAUAUUAUUUUUAGCAAUGAAAUCUUUAAUAAUUCUACCUCUAUCUCAAGCAGAAAACAAAGCCCUCCAUUUAAGUCUUUAACAUCCUUCUUCAAGAUCUCAUAGCACUGAACAUUAUCCUUGGGUGCCAUAGAGCUAAUUACCAAGUUGAUAAGGUUUCAAGUCAAUAGCAUGAAAUAGAGAGAAUACUCAUAAUGAAGAGGAAAGUAUAACCAAAAUAUAGAACAAGAGGUAGAGAUGGAGGAUUUCUAAAAAAUCCCUAAAAUUUACCUCUUGGGAAAGUUUGAGAACACCCUCAAUACUUCCAACUGAAUUCAUCUAAAAAAUGUCCUUAACUCUCAAUAUGAGAGAUCAUACACCUUCAUAGUUUGAAAAAUUUUAUGACAUCAAAACUUAUCUUUUUAAUAUUGGGCUUCAUAGACUUUUAGAAAAAAAUAAAAUUAGAUAAUUAUAAAAUUCUUUUUAGAAAGAGACUCUUCUCCUACCACCACAUAAAAUAAUUUUAGUCUAUUUCUCAUUAAAAAAAUACUUUUAGUGUUGAAAUGAGAUAUGAAUUUUUUUAACUAAGUUAGUUAUGAAUUAUUUUUGAAUAAGUUAAAGUACAAUUCAUCUAUGCAUCAUAAUUAUUUUCAUCAGGAGAUAAGUAAUAUUGACAGACAUCUAAAUUACAUAUAUUGAUGAUGCACCAUGAGAUCCAAUGACUAACAAUGAAUCUAAAUUUAUUUUUUUAUAUUAAAGUAAUAUAAUAUCAUUCUCUAAAAAUAAGUAUAUCAUAAUAUGUGUCAACAUGUGUAACAAAGUCUCACAUAUAUUCUGAUAACUUAAAGUUAUCAAUGAGAUUUGAACAUGGCACUUAAACAAUGUAAAGAAUAGAACGACAAUAUAAAAAAUAACUCAAAUAUCAAAGAUACAUAAUAACACAUAAGAUUUGAAUUCAGAAAGUAAACUUAGCAGAAGUAAAAAAAAUGAUUAAAUUAUUCAAAUCACAAUAUGAGUAAAAUUUUAAUUUAAAUCACUAUAAAGUAAAAACUUAAUCAAUGACUAAAAUCCUUCAUUAUUGAACUUCUCUUCUCAAACAAACAAUGUUUGUUUCUUCAAUGGAGGCUCGACAGUUGCCACUAGUAAUUCUUGGUUGCACCACCACAUGUGCUCAUUCUGGGGUUUACAUGAUGGGUACUCCUUAUUGCAAUGUGGGCAGAUCUUAAAUACAUUUGUUGGUUGCAACACUAGAUGAUGGCGUCUUGCCGCCACUUUCCUUCUUUUCAGCAUAGACCUAGGAGCUAGCUACAGGGGAGACCCCCAUAGUUAAGGCUGUAGUGUUACACUAAUACUCUCUCUCUUACUCUCUUUUCUUAGUAACUCUCUCUCACUCUCUAUCUUCUUCCUUUGGAAUAAAAAGAUAAGAACUCUACUCAAUCAUAGUGGCUUCUCUUUCCUAGCCAUUGUGGGAGGUGGUGGUGGUACUCUAUAACUGGGUGGUGGAAGAGAUCAAUGCAUAUUUAACCUAAUUGAUCAUAGAGCUACUUUCUAUUGUAGGUGUCUACCAAAACCUUUGACCCACCCAUGUUUAGUAGUAGCUGCACACCGUAUUCCUUGCUUUUGACCCAAGUUCAAAGAGAUGGCAGUUUGAGGUUAAUGAUUAUAGAAGUGAACCAAUGAAUAGAUAUAUGUACUCAAUUCCAAUGGUGGAACGGUAGGGGGGCUCAUUUUUAUGUAAAAAAAUAAUAACACAUAAGUUUUGGGUCCCACAAAUAUCUACAUUUUAUACAUAACAUACUAAUUCAUGUAAUUGCUAGAAAUAUAUUUAGUUAUUAAUCAUCCCUACAUAGUUAGGGCAUAUGUGUAUGUUUUAUGUGUCUAGUCCUCACACCUUGAUCUCAAUAUGAUAAUAGUUCUAAAAUGGGCACUGAGUUUAUUUCAUAGCAAGAGAGAGAGAGAGAGAGAGAGAGAGAGAGAGAGAGAGAGAAUUCAAUACAAAACACAUCCUAAUGAACGUCGGCACUUAUAAUACAUCUAGAUAUCAAUCGACCCUACAUAGUUAGGACAUUCAAACAUUUUUUCUUUGCCUAGUCGUCACACCUCGAUCUCAAUAUAGAAUAGCCUUAAAAUAGGCACUAAUUUUACUCACACAAGCUCAAUAAGAAGAUUUAUUCAAUAUCUUAUAAUAAAGGGGCUGUUCAUUUUAAAGAAAGAAUCAAAGUUUAAUUAUACUUGAUCAUCUAUAAUAACUUAUGAAUCAAACAACUAUAUUAAAGGUUAUAUAUUUUUAUUAGGCCUUAAGGUAACUUGGGUGAUGAGUUGAGAAGGUUAAAACACAAGGUGUUGAGAACCAUAACUUACUUGUAGAGAAUAUUAUUCUUUGAUGAUAAUUAUAUCUCAGCUUAAGCACAUAAUUCUAUGAGUUGAGACCUACUCAUGAUUGGUGAGAUCUCUACAUAAAUUAAUUCGUUGUGUUGAGAGACUUGAACUCAUGAAAUCAAUUGUAUGUUCAUUAAAAAAUAAUAAAAAUCUGAAAAAGAGAUCUUUUGAUACUGAAUAUAGUCUAAAAAAAUGUGAACUAACAUAAAAUAUUUAUGUUUAUCAUUCAUGAGAAUGAGAAUGAGACAUUAGAUUGUCCAUGAGAGAAAGAUAAGAAUUGUAAGUGAGAGUGCAUAUCAAGUUCAUAAAUUGUUUUAGAAUGUAUCAACACAUAUAGACAACAAAAAAAAUGUCAACAUAGAACUUGAUAUGCACUUAGUCAUAUAUAACCCAAUAAAAAAGUCCACAACUUGAAAGUUAAUAUAUUUCUAAUCCCUAACUUUCACAAAUAGUGUUGAAAUAAUACUUUGUGAGAUUCUUACAAGUUUAUUUGUUGUCAACACAAAUCAUAAUAAUAUUCAUAUACUAACAUAUUCUAUUAAUCAUGACAUUUCUAUCAUGAAAUUUGGAAAACUUUAUUCUUUGACUUAGAACAUUUAUAUCCUAACUAAUUUGAAUUUACCAAUUAAAAAAUGCUCCACCUAACCUAGUAGUUAUUGAAAACAUUCGUACAUCCACUAAAUCCUUAUUUCCUAAAUCCAUUAAUGUAUAUUUUCAUCUCCUAGUCAUGAAUUAAACUUCUAAAUUUCAUUUACAGGUAAAAAAAAAAAAUAUUGAAUCAUUGACUUAAUCUUUUUUAAAAUACAAAAUCUCAACUUGAUAAUUUCUUUUGAUGCUCUUGAUAUCAUACAUUUUAUUUUCAAACCCCAAAAUACAUCUCUUAACGUUAUUAAAAUAUUUUAUAAUAAUUUGAUUAGACUCCUUUAAAUAUAUCAUUAGUCAACUUAAAAAUAAUUUAUCUAAUUGUAGAAAUUUUGAAUUUUAUUUUACACAUUUCUUCUUUGAUGAGUUUUUUAAGUCCUUUUGAUUUUAAAAAAAUAAGGAAAGAAAAAUUAGGGUGAGGAAAUUGAGAGAAUGUGCAACCUUAGGGGGAACACUCAUUAAGAGAAAGCUCAAAAUAAUUUUGUGUGAUGAACAAUCAUAUUUUGUUGAAUGAUAUAACUCUUAUGUUGUUUUAGUAUUUGAAUAAUAUCUUUAUCUUCAAUUAUAUAUUUCACUUUUGAUUAAAUAUAGUUUUUUCUCAAAAAUUUGAUUACAUGAGUAUCAUAAUGUAGGAUAUGUUGUUAAUCUUGAUUAUAAUAUAAGUGAGCAAAAUAUAAUAUGGAGUUCUUCAGAGCGCCAACAUCCCAGUCCACAACAUCUGCAACUCGGUUGAUAUUGAUAUAAAUUGGGCAAUGGAAUAGUUCCAUUAAACAACUGAAGAACAAAUCAACGCCAUGAUUCUUUCUCCAAGAACCAAAGUUGUCAUCAAAGUUAAUGUGAUACAGGAAAAGCCUACAGCCUGAACCAGAGAUGGAGACCUCCCCUUCACUCUUCAGAUCCCCUGACACAAUCAUUGGUAGCCAUUUCCCUCUUGGACUUUUCGCCACACAAAGCUCUUGCAACUUCAACAGCAGAAUGGCUGCGUUUUAUGAUGUUGUCAAGACUAUUAACCUUAUCCAGCAAAACCUCAGCGUUUGAUUGGGCUAAACUAACUAAUUUAUCUGCUGUUUCAACUGCAGAGCACAGCUAAGGGUGGAGAUCCAUUAGACCUUCUCAAAUGGGAGAUUUUCUACUUUCAGAUGAUGAAAUAAAAAUAAUGUAGAUGCAAAUUCACCUUCAAGGUUAGUUGGGUCCAUGAGUGAUCCGUCCCUGCCAGAGACUCAGUCAGCUGAUCAUAUGUCGCCUGUUGCCAAUGAAAAAAAUGGUAUUAUUUAAUCUUUUAUCAUCCUUAACUUGUAUUAGAGACAUGCUAUUAUUUAAUAUUUUUUAUCAUCAUUAGGAUUAAUUACCCCCAAGUGAGGGGAACUCCCAUGUUAAUUAUGUAGAAUAAGUAUAGUGCUGGGUAAAAGCAUCGCGAUCAGCAAAGUCUGAGUAGGAAUUAUCUAUAGCUCUAGCACAAGCCAAAAGCAUCAACACCAUCAUGUUUUGUCAAUAAAAUGCAACAUUUUCCCUUGUUUUAAAUAUCCUACCCUCUCAAAGAGCCUCAAAUAAAUUUCAAGUACUGCAAGGGCAACAGAUUGUUUUAUAGUUUAUUGACAAAAUCCAAUUAUUUUUUAGUGAAGCAAGGUGCGUUUCAUGAAGCUGCUAGUUCUCUUUUUCUGGAUAAGCCUCAAUGUUCUAAACUUCUCAUGUAAUUUCUAAGCUGUGGAUCUCGAAGAGAGCAAUCUCAGAGCUUAGUAAUCACGUUUUAGUAACCCACAGGAAAUGCCACCCGCACAUAUAUAUUGGAGAUGAUAUAUCUUUGAUGCCAAGAGCAUUAAAAAAUCAAAUGAACAGAUAACAUAACGAAAAUAAAACCUAUGGAACACAUCAAGAAAAAUAAUAACAUAGAAUGAAGAAGAGACAGUAGCCAAAGAAUCACUAAGAUAUGUUGAUGACGGACAUAUUUCUUUCUCAAAACAGAAGAAAAAUAUAGGAACGCUAUAUAAUCAAAGAUUUUAAAUGGAAUUUUUAAAAAACUUUGCUUGGAGUUUAUGAAUGUUGGGAAACCCAUAUGAAAAAUCGGAUCUAGAAUCCGUUUCAAAUUUAAUAAAAUACGUGCAUCUCAUAGAGAUCUAUAGAGAGACAGCGUACGUGCAAUUCCUGACAUAUGAAAACUUUCGUUGAUUUUUCUUUUUACUUUCCGGAUAACAUCCACCACGCAGGUUUAAGGGCGAAUGGCUUGUAAAAUUGCAUUUCAUCCCAAAGCUAAUGGACGAAGCAUCUAAAGUGGCAAGGAAUCGGAAUUGGCUAAUUCUUGUCAUGUAAAUACGGUUUACGCAAAUGAGAAAUCACUCGUAUCAUGUCUGAAAGGUGUUGAAAAAAAUGAAAGAAAGCACAACAUUAGUGCUUAAUUAUGAGGUCUAACCAUGUUCAGCUAUGAAUCAACCAUAGCUGACAGGAUUAUCUUCUGGAGGUGAGGGAAAUGCAUCCUCACAGCCAGUUAUACAUGAAGUUUAA